AUGGCGGCCAUCGGGGUGCUCCGGGUGCUGCCCUUUCCCUCAUUCUCCGCACGAGCACUCCCUUCCUUCGCAGCUUUUCAGUCCCCGACAUCGAGCCGACUCCUACAAUUCCUGUCGCAACCGCUUCACAUAUCUUCCAAUGCCUUCAUUCCGGGCACGGUCGUCCUUGGUCUACCCUCUAUCCUCUCAGGGCUUUGGGAAUCUAUCCUUCGCGCAGUCCCUAAGAAGAAAACCUCACAUAUGAAGAAAAGACAUCGACAAAUGGCGGGCAAGGCCUUGAAGGACGUGAAGAACAUUACCAACUGCCCCGGCUGCGGUCAACCAAAACGGGCUCAUUUAUUAUGCCCUUCAUGUGUUAGCGCUCAUCUUGCCGAUAUAUUCUGUUUAGCAGUCACUCCAACCCAGUUUCUAUCGGCAUCGGGUGCUUCAUCGCUCAAGGUCCAUUCGACCACAGAGGCAGAAUUCCCCAUUGCCCAGUCAAUUGAAAAGGCCCACAACAUUGGCUGUCAUCACAUAGUCGCCAGUGAAAAUGGCUCAAGGGCAGCGAGCGUUGGCUUUGCUGGAGAGGUCAAAUUGUGGGCCUACAAAGACGGAACGUGGAGUGAGGAUACUAGCUAUAACGGAAAAGUGGGCGAUGUUUGGGCUAUCAGACUCUCCAACGAUGGGCAGUACCUAGCGGGCACAACCCAUGAUGGGCAUAUCAAAGUUUGGGAUCUAGAGAGCGGCGCUGAGCAGAUACGAGACUUUGAGACGAAAGGCAGUUUUGGAAUGUGCAUAGAUAUUUCUUCUGACGGACGAUAUACCGCGUCCGGCCAUCAGAGUGGAAACGUUUACAUCUUCGACAAUGGCACUGGUCGAAUGCCUUACUCUUUAUCUGGCCUUGUUGAUCCCGUUCGAGCUGUAGCGUUUUCCCCAGGAGGAAAGUUACUCGCGGCCGCGGGGGAUUCAAAAAUCAUUGUGCUCUACGAAACCUCAUCGGGUGAGCAGGUAGCAAACCUUACUGGACAUUCGGCGUGGAUUAUGUCCUUGGACUGGAGUCAUACGGGCGAAUAUCUUUUAAGCGGGUAA
This is a messenger RNA of Uncinocarpus reesii 1704, 1068 nucleotides long. Its product is annotated as Ski8 protein. Gene Ontology annotation, cellular component: large ribosomal subunit; Cdc73/Paf1 complex. Lineage: Eukaryota; Fungi; Ascomycota; Eurotiomycetes; Onygenales; Onygenaceae. Gene Ontology annotation, biological process: translation. Bases 1 to 1068 code for a protein of 355 amino acids. The record is from RefSeq and is a predicted model, not a curated record. Gene Ontology annotation, molecular function: structural constituent of ribosome; protein binding. The transcript is spliced from 5 exons.